Messenger RNA from Physcomitrium patens, 2953 nucleotides. Its product is annotated as V-type proton ATPase subunit a3. Gene Ontology annotation, biological process: proton transmembrane transport; vacuolar acidification. Gene Ontology annotation, molecular function: proton-transporting ATPase activity, rotational mechanism; ATPase binding. The record is from RefSeq and is a predicted model, not a curated record. Gene Ontology annotation, cellular component: vacuolar proton-transporting V-type ATPase complex; vacuolar proton-transporting V-type ATPase, V0 domain. NCBI's taxonomy places the organism in Eukaryota, Viridiplantae, Streptophyta, Bryopsida, Funariales, Funariaceae.
UUCCGGUCGGAGGAGAUGAACAAAGUGCAGCUCAUCAUACCAGUCGAGGCUGCCCACAAUACCGUUACCUAUUUGGCAGAACUUGGUCUUAUCCAACUCAUAGAUCUCAAUUCCGGGAAAAGUCCGUUUCAACGACCCUUCGCUUCUCAAGUAUGUAAAUUUUGUUGUCAUCGUUUUGCUGGGAAACAUGGUGGCCCGCAAUUCUAAUACUUCUCUUGCAUUGUGGGAUCCGAGAGCUGUUUGUAUCGAAAGGGAAUGGCAGACCUCCUGACUCCAUUUAAACAACGAUAGUUCUUCGUAAGAAGUCCGAAAACUUUAAAGAAGGAAUUAGGACACUACCUCCUAGGUGCUCCUAAAUCAAGGAUUAAUCACUGCACCAACUAACCUGAUGGUGACGAAAAGAUGCGAGGAAAUGGCAAGGAAGCUGCGCUGGUUUCAAGACCAAUUGUUAAGAGCCAAACAGACGCCAGUCUGCCGGCACACUUUGGAAAGAGAACUCAAGCUAGAAGAACUUGAGAUGAAAUUGACGGAGUUGGAAACAGAGCUUCUGGAGUCCAAUUGCAACAGCGAAAAACUUAAAAGAAGCUAUAGUGAGCUGAUGGAGAUGGGCUUGGUGCUGCACAAGACAAGCACUUCUUUCAACUCUGCAAGAAGAACCGCUGACAUUCAGCGACGUCAACCAGACUUGAUUGUAGAUGCUGAGGAUGUGAACCAUCCCUUUUUGCUUGAGCAAGUUCAUGAGGCUUCAAUCAACCCAUCCAAGCAAGCCCAAUUAGGCUUUGUUGCCGGUUUGGUGGUCAAUUCCAAGUGUCAUUCCUUUGAGCGUAUCCUCUUCCAUGCAACUCGUGGUAAUAUGUACUUCAAGCGAUCAACACAGGCUGAUUUCGUCGCUGAUCCCGCCUCUGGUGAACAGGUUGAAAAAGUGGUCUUCAUUGUUUUCUUUGCCGGGGAACGAGCACGACUGAAGAUAACAAAAAUAUGCGAAACUUUUGGAGUCAAUCGUUAUCCGUUUCCAGAGGAUUCCGCACGACAAGGGUUAAUGAAAGUCGAGGUAUCUACAAGAUUGUCCGAGCUCCAAGCGACACUGAAUUCUGGUGUUGUCCAUCGGCAAAAUGUGUUCACCAACUUAGGUUACAACCUCGACCAUUGGAUUGGCAUGGUGAGAAGAGAAAAAGCAGUAUACUGUGCGCUGAACAUGUUGAGUGUUGAUGUCACCAGUAAGUGCCUUGUUGCAGAGGGCUGGUGCCCGGUGAAAACCAAGCCCCAGAUUCAAGAUGCACUGCAGAGAGCGACAGUGGACAGCAACUCUCAGCUCAGCUCUAUCUUCCAUGUUGUGCAGACAAAGGAGUCACCUCCGACUUUCUAUGAAACAAAUAAAUUCACGGCACCUUUCCAAGAAAUUGUGAAUGCAUAUGGGGUGGCAAGGUAUCAAGAAGCGAACCCUGGAUGCUUCACGAUCGUUACAUUCCCAUUCCUCUUUGCGGUUAUGUUUGGCGACUGGGGACAUGGCAUAGCACUCCUUAGUGCAGCCCUGUAUUUGAUCUUGAAAGAAAAUCAUUUUGAGAGUAAAAAACUGGGAGACUUCAUGACCAUGGCCUUUGGAGGGCGAUAUAUUAUCCUCUUGAUGUCUAUCUUUUCAAUAUACACGGGUUUCAUAUACAAUGAGUUCUUUUCAGUACCCAUCUUUAUUUGGGACUCCGCCUACUCAUGCAGAGAAAACGAUUGCAGCGAUGCAUCAAGAAUCGGGCUUGUCAAGUGGUCGGAGUUACCGUACCCAUUCGGUCUUGAUCCUGCUUGGCAUGGCUCAAGGACAGAACUGCCUUUCACCAACUCCUUAAAAAUGAAAAUGUCAGUUUUGAUGGGAGUUUCUCAGCUGAACUUGGGCCUUAUGCUGAGCUGGUGGAAUGCCGAUUUUAAUCACAGCAAACUUGACUUCUGGUAUCAAUUUGUGCCGCAGUUGUUGUUCCUAAAUUCGCUAUUCGGUUAUCUGUCCAUGCUCAUCGUCAUAAAAUGGUGCCAAGGAAGUAAAGCCGACCUCUACCACGUCAUGAUUUAUAUGUUUUUGAGCCCCAGUGAACCGCUGGGUGAGAAUCAACUCUUUUGGGGUCAAAAUUACUUUCAGCGAAUGUUGGUGAUGAUAGCAUUGGCGGCGGUGCCUUGGAUGCUAUUCCCAAAGCCUUUCAAGCUAAGAAAGCUGCAUGAGCAGAGAAUGCAAGGUAGGAUAUAUGGUGUAUUGGGAGGCUCGGAUACUGAAUCAGUGGAUCUAGAACAUGAAGAGGAAUUCAACUUCAACGAGAUUUUUGUACACCAAAUGAUUCAUACAAUCGAGUUUGUGUUAGGAACGGUCUCUAACACUGCCUCAUAUCUGCGGCUUUGGGCACUAAGUUUGGCGCACGCGCAACUUUCCUCUGUGUUUUUCGAGAAAUUCCUGGUGCUUUCAUUUUCGUAUUCAAACCCUUUUGUGAGGCUAACUGGAUUAGUCAUGUUUGCUUUCGUUACUGUUGGAGUACUCCUGUUGAUGGAGUCUCUGAGUGCUCUCUUACAUGCAUUGCGGCUACACUGGGUGGAGUUCCAGAACAAAUUUUAUGCCGGAGAUGGCUACAAAUUCAUGCCCUUUUCGUUCAAGGAUCUCGAAAGCGACAAUAUUUGAUUAAAACAUUGGGCUCGCCACGCAGAUAUCAGCUCCUGGAAAUGAAUGUGAGAGCCACGCCACGCCAUGCUGAGCCCUUGAAGAAUUCUCAAGCGACAUGUACCGGUCUCACCUACCAAAACCUGAAUAAACAAGAAUAUGACGGAUCCUGGUUCCUUCCUGGCCCUGCGAAGCACUGUGACAUGAAAUUGUAGGAGAGCAUGAAGAACUUGCCAUUUUUGGACAGAAGAAUUUGUUGCCGUCCUUCGCUGCUGACCGUGUCCGAAGACUUCGAGGAAUGCUAAGAUCCACACCCCCUCCCAC